Molecule: messenger RNA, 3385 nt
Organism: Astyanax mexicanus (Mexican tetra)
Lineage: Eukaryota; Metazoa; Chordata; Actinopteri; Characiformes; Acestrorhamphidae
Gene: ap5b1
Product: adaptor related protein complex 5 subunit beta 1
Exons: 3
Coding region: 112-2964 (950 amino acids)
Biological process (GO): endosomal transport
Cellular component (GO): AP-type membrane coat adaptor complex; lysosomal membrane
Source: RefSeq, a predicted model, not a curated record
UCAUGUGACAUUUUCUGAACACGUGACAUGAACAUAUCUGGAGGAGCUCCAGGGGAAAGAAUGUACUCCUCAUCUUUCAUACACUGGUAGCUGAACUGUGUGAUCUUCAUCAUGACGACCGGGAGCUCUUGGGAUGAAAGAAUUUCUGCUUUUUUAUUGAGCCCCUCACAGUUUUUGUCCCGCACCACCCCCGAAACCUUUCUAUCAGAGCUUCUGGAUGAACUGAGGGAUGACAAGGCCAAUGACUACAAGAAGGUACUCCUAUUAUCUGCUUUACUGGAGCAUCCUACAGUCCUCUGCCCUACGGCCUCAGCGGGAGAGGGGACAGCGCAGGAGCUCAUAUCAAUCCUCGCCUUAACUCCACAGAAAUCCAUCAGUCUGAAAUGUCACAUUUUGCUGGCUGUUACCAACGUCUUAAUAUCUACAUCUUGUUUGGCCAGUCGAAAGAAGGUAGCAGAGGAAUACCUGGACCUGCUGUUUAAAACGAUUCAGGACACAAAUGAUAACGCAGGUGGGCUGGCUCUUCAUCCCAUCAGAUCCACGGCCUGUGAGUGUCUGAGAGAGAUGGAGUCCUGCAACCCUGGCCUCCUGUCCCAGAAGUUGGAAGCCUUGUACUACCUAAAGCAACAGGAAAACACUGUUCUCCAUCAGUCGUACUCUAUGCUGUAUACGCAGAGUCUCAAGAAUGCCAUUCGUCUCCUGACUCAAGAAAAAGAUGUGGAUAACGCAAAGCUUAAGAGCACCUUAACUGGAAACGAAGGCUUUUUGUGGAAGACGAUAGAAUCCUCGAUGUAUACGCUGCCAUUCAGCACAAUGACGCAGGUUUCACAGCUUCCAUCUGUACUGGAUUGCAAAGAGCUGAAGUCUAUCUUGUCUUUGCUCUUGGAGGAAUCUUACCUGAUGACUCCCGUCUCCCAGGCCAGUUUGCUUCGAGGAUUGGUAGAGAUCGUGGCCAUGGUUCCAGCCAUCUCCCCGGCCAUUUUCAAAUCGCAACUCUUGCGCCUCUUUGGGACAGCCGAGGUUGAGUUGAUGCAUGCUACACUGUUGAUGAAAGGCACAUUUACAGAUAGCCUCUUCACAGCCGAGGACGAGCACUUCUUACUCAAGCGCCUUGUUGGCAUGGCACAACAUCCACUUCUAAGAACUCCUGAGAAACUGUUCUACAUGAACUGCAUUCUACAUUUCCCUGAGAACAGACCCAUCUCCUGCCCUGGAGAAGAAUGCUUACCUGUGCUGGUCACGCCUCAGCUUACAUUGUCUCUCCUACCUACCGUGUUUAAUGACAGUGCCACCAUGCUUUGCAGACUAAACCUACUAUGCCUGGUCCACCUAGAGGCGGACGAAGAAGAGGAGGGGAAAGGCCUGGCCUACUUGUUUGACCAUCUGGUGGCUAUGCUCAAAAUCGUAGACAAUCAGGGGAGCAGAGAGAUGGUAGUGACCUCUUUUAAGGCAAUCUUUAUUUUUCUCAGGCACUUUAAUCACAUGGAGAAGCUGUCUGAGAAGAUGGUCAACAGCUUAUGCGACUUGUAUUCCAGGCACUGUCGCCUUGCUCCUAACCUGAUCAAUCUUGCUGACCGAAUCCAGGAAAGCUUAGAAGAGUCCCUCUGGUCAGUGCAGUUGUUAGAAGCACUUCAAAAGUGUGUGGUGGCGAUGCCUCCAUUACAGCUGACCUUACAGAAUCUGAGUUGGCACCUUAAAAUCUUGGCACGAGUAGCGCAAGAGAGCCAGAUCGUCCAGAGGGACACAAUCUGCCUCCUUCUCAAUGUCCUCAUCAAUUCAAAUCUCUGUGAAAGGGGCAACUGGAAGGUCGGCAAUGCAAUUCUUGCGGUUUGCCGCCAAUUGCUUCAGCAUCCCACCUUGAAUGAGAUGUUUAUUGAACUGGCAGACCUUCUGCAGUACGUGACCAAACAUUACGAGGACACAGACAUUCAAGACCAUGCACGGUUCUACUACACCCUGCUUACCAACCUGUCUUGGGAAAAACUAGGGGGUGUCCUCGCCAUAGGUCCAGAAGGAGGGCAGGCUAAGAUUCGGUCGUUGUCAGCCAUUGUGGCUGAAAGCGAUGGGCUCACAAGCUGCUUGACUGUUCAUCAGACUGAGGGAUGCGUCGUGCAGCUGACCAAAAUCCAUGAGCACGACUUUCAGAGUGCAAACACCAGUACAAACACUUUAGAGACUCUGGAAAACCUGGAGACUGUGGGUGGGCAGAUUAAUUUGUCUACCAAGGUCUACCAAGAGCAGUUCAAAACCCCAGGCUUUGCAUCCGAGAUCACCUUACGGUAUAACCUGACUCAUGCUAAUGUGAAAGAUCCAAGGUUUGACAGGAUGUUCACAAUUUGCCUGCACUUUGACUUGAACGAUUCUCACUACGCAGACGUCAAUGAUAUCUAUGUCCCUUGCCUCUUCAGAGACAGGAAACCUCCACAAGUUAGCCUGAAGUUAAAGCCGUAUCAGCCAUACCCAACAAGUCUACAGUUGAGGGCCAUAUUCACCACAGAAGAUGGCCUGUCUUGGCACACUCGACUACCUGACGUACAAGUAUCAUUUCCUGAAAUAUUCCUCCCCAUACCUGUGCCACCGAGCACGUCACAUGAGUUCAAGGAGGACGUGUUUGACCAUAUUUGGAAUGCUACAUCCUCCGGUGAUCCUAGCACUUCAGCGACUAGCCUGUUUUGUUUUAAGACCGGCAGCGACACAUUAGCAGAUUUGAUAGAGACUCACUUUAAAGGUUACCUGAUAACAAGGUCACAAGAUCUCUCCAGUGUAUGGAAAGUCUUAUUUUUCCUUCCACCCCAGUUUCAUAUUCUGUUAAUGAUCAGACAGGCUGAGGAUGCUGUUCAGGUCAGCAUUGCGACGGACAACUGGGAGCUGUUACCACAUGUCAACUCUUACCUACAAAACAUAACUGUCAACUGCAACAAGACAAUGACCGGAUUAACGUUAAAUCCUCAAAAUGAAUUGUAGCGUAGUGUCCACCAAAUGAGGUCCUUGUGUAACCUGGCAGCACAGACCACCAUGCCCAUUUUAAACUCUUAAGAGCCGGUUUACCAGAGGGGGAUUAAGACUACAGAGUAUUUUGAAUGGAGAUUUUCCAAUAAAAAAAGAAGAUAUAGUCAAAAACUAGGCUUAAUCCCUGUCUUGGCAACUAAUCCUAGAGGGAGUCCUGCAGUUAUUCUUUUCUUUUUUUAUUGGAGAAUCUCCAUUCUGAAUGCUGUGUAGUCUAGGACUCUAGUCAAGGCUCUAACCUCUAGAAAGACUUGUUCAUUCACUCAGUUCAAGUUCAGUACAGUAAAAAAAAAAAUAAAGAGACAAAACUAUUAAAAAAUAUUGUAACAUUAUAGCCAUGUGUUUGAUUUUAAUAAAUUAUCAGUUUUAUCAUGUUUCA